Ochotona curzoniae (black-lipped pika) is the source of this 3049-nucleotide messenger RNA. RefSeq names its product proprotein convertase subtilisin/kexin type 6 (gene PCSK6). NCBI's taxonomy places the organism in Eukaryota, Metazoa, Chordata, Mammalia, Lagomorpha, Ochotonidae. The transcript is spliced from 22 exons. Gene Ontology annotation, biological process: peptide hormone processing. Bases 138 to 3035 code for a protein of 965 amino acids. Gene Ontology annotation, molecular function: serine-type endopeptidase activity. The record is from RefSeq and is a predicted model, not a curated record. Gene Ontology annotation, cellular component: membrane; cell surface.
CGCGCCGCGGCCGCCGCCUCCUCCCUCGCUCCCGCCCGCGGCGGCGGCGGCGCUUCCCGGCGCGGAGCGGCUUUAAAAGGCGGCUCCCCACCCCCCGGCGCACUCGCCGCUCGGGCGCCGCGCGAGCCGCCGCUGCCAUGCCUCCGCGCGCGCCGCCUGCGCCCGGGCCCCGACCGCCUCCCCGGGCCACCGCCGCAGCUGCCGCCAACGCCGCGGGCGCGGGGGACGCCGGCGGGCGCGGACUCCGGCCGCCGGCGCCGCGUCCCUGGCGCUGGCUGCUGCUGCUGGCGCUGCCUGCCGCCUGCUCCGCGCUGCCGCCGCCGCGACCCGUCUACACCAACCACUGGGCAGUGCAAGUGCUGGGCGGCCCGGCCGCGGCGGACCGCGUGGCCGCGGCGCACGGCUACCUCAACUUGGGCCAGAUUGGAAACCUGGAGGAUUACUACCAUUUCUAUCACAGCAAAACCUUUAAGAGAUCGACCCUCAGUAGUAGAGGCCCUCACACGUUCCUCAGAAUGGACCCUCAGGUCAAGUGGCUACAGCAACAGACGGUGAAGCGCAGGGUGAAGAGACAGGUGCGGAGCGACACGCAGACCCUUUAUUUCAAUGACCCCAUUUGGUCCAACAUGUGGUACAUGCACUGUGGCGACAAGAACAGCCGGUGCCGGUCGGAGAUGAAUGUGCAGGCAGCAUGGAAGAGGGGCUACACGGGGAAGAACGUGGUGGUCACCAUCCUGGACGACGGCAUAGAGCGGAAUCACCCUGACCUGGCCCCCAAUUAUGAUUCCUACGCAAGCUAUGACGUCAAUGGAAACGACUAUGACCCAUCUCCACGAUAUGACGCCAGCAACGAGAAUAAACAUGGCACUCGCUGUGCGGGAGAAGUUGCGGCUUCUGCAAACAAUUCAUACUGCAUUGUGGGCAUAGCAUACAAUGCGAAAAUUGGAGGAAUCCGUAUGCUGGAUGGUGACGUCACCGAUGUGGUGGAGGCCAAAUCACUGGGCAUCCGACCCAACUACAUUGACAUCUACAGUGCCAGCUGGGGGCCGGAUGAUGAUGGGAAGACCGUGGAUGGGCCUGGUCGCCUGGCCAAGCAGGCUUUUGAGUAUGGCAUUAAAAAGGGCCGGCAGGGCCUGGGCUCCAUUUUCGUGUGGGCGUCUGGGAACGGUGGGCGAGAGGGCGACUACUGCUCCUGCGAUGGCUAUACCAACAGCAUCUACACCAUCUCCGUGAGCAGCACCACUGAGAACGGCUACAAGCCCUGGUACCUGGAGGAGUGCGCCUCCACGCUAGCCACCACCUACAGCAGCGGGGCCUUUUACGAGCGGAAAAUCGUCACCACGGACCUGCGCCAGCGCUGCACGGAUGGCCAUACGGGGACCUCAGUCUCAGCCCCCAUGGUAGCUGGCAUCAUCGCUCUGGCUCUGGAGGCCAACAGCCAGUUAACCUGGAGGGAUGUCCAGCACCUGCUCGUCAAGACCUCCCGGCCGGCCCACCUGAAAGCAAGUGACUGGAAGGUCAAUGGCGCCGGACACAAAGUUAGCCAUCUGUAUGGAUUUGGCUUGGUGGAUGCCGAAGCUUUGGUCCUGGAGGCCAAGAAGUGGACGGCAGUGCCCUCCCAGCACAUGUGUGUGGCCACCGUGGACAAGAGGCCCAGGAGCAUCCCGGUGGUGCAGGUGCUACGCAGCACUGCCCUGACCAGCGCCUGUGCCGACCACUCGGAUCAGCGUGUGGUCUACCUGGAACAUGUGGUAGCCCGCAUCUCCAUCUCACACCCGCGGCGAGGAGACCUCCAGAUCCACCUCACCUCUCCCUCGGGAACCAAGUCUCAGCUCCUGGCUAAGAGGCUGCUGGACCAUUCCAACGAAGGCUUCACCAACUGGGAGUUCAUGACUGUGCACUGCUGGGGAGAAAAGGCUGAUGGAGAGUGGACCUUGGAGAUCCAAGACAUGCCAUCCCAGGUCCGCAACCCGGAGAAGCAAGGCAAGCUCAAAGAAUGGAGCCUCAUUUUGUACGGCACCGCCGAGCACCCAUACCAUACCUUCAGUGCCCAUCAGUCGCGCUCACGGAUGCUGGAGCUUGCUGUCCCAGAGCCCGAGCCCCCCAAGGCUGCUGCAUCCCCCGCACACGCCGAAGGUCCCGAGGAGGAGGAGGAUUAUACAGCUCCUUCCGCCCAAGGCUCUCCUAAUAUUUUACAGGCCAGUGUUUGCCAUCCUGAGUGUGGCGACAAGGGCUGCGACGGCCCCGGUGCGGACCAGUGCUUGAACUGCGUGCACUUCAGCCUGGGGAACCUCAAGACCAGCAGGAAGUGUGUCAGCACGUGCCCUUUGGGCUACUUUGGGGACAUAGCAGCGCGACGCUGUCGCCGAUGCCACAAAGGUUGCGAGACGUGCUCUGGCAGGAGCCCCACGCAGUGCCUGUCCUGCCGGCGUGGCUUCUAUCACCACCAGGAGAUGAACACCUGCGUGACCCUCUGUCCUACUGGUUUUUAUGCCGAUGACAGUCAGAAGAAUUGCCUGAAAUGCCACCCGAGCUGUAAGAAGUGUGUGGACGAACCCGAAAGGUGUACGGUGUGCAAAGAGGGAUUCAGCCUUGCACGGGGCAGCUGCAUCCCCGACUGUGAACCAGGCACCUACUUUGAUUCUGAGCUGAUCCAGUGUGGCCAAUGUCACCACACCUGUCGGACCUGCGUGGGCCCCAGCACAGAAGAAUGCAUUCACUGUGCGAAAAACUUCCACUUCCAUGACUGGAAAUGUGUGCCAACCUGCGGCGAGGGCUUCUACCCCGAGGAGAUGCCGGGCUUGCCCCACAAAGUGUGUCGCAGGUGUGAUGAAAACUGCCUGAGCUGCGAGGGCUCCAGCAGGAAUUGCAGCAGGUGCAAGAGCGGCUUCACGCAGCUGGGGACCACAUGCAUCACCAACCACACAUGCAGCAACGCCGACGAAACGUUCUGUGAGAUGGUGAAGUCCAACCGGCUGUGUGAGCGGAAGCUCUUCAUUCAGUUCUGCUGCCGCACCUGCCUCAUGGCCGGCUAGGGGGUGCCUGCUGC